Symbiodinium natans is the source of this 602-nucleotide messenger RNA. Lineage: Eukaryota; Dinophyceae; Suessiales; Symbiodiniaceae. The record is from the annotation of a GenBank genome assembly.
AUGUCCUUCGCAAGCUCUCAGACUGUCUUAGACAUUCUCAACCACGAGCUGGAGGACGAGUACGACAAGCUGUACCCGCAGGAAAGCAAGCUCACAAGCUUCAUUCAGUGGGGCGAGCGCCGGUACGUCUUCACCUACGCAGCGCACGACUACGAGAGCUUUCGCUCGAUCGUGGCGCGCGUCGUGAAGAUGCGCCAGGCGGCGGCUACGAGCUCAGACGGCACGAGGUCGGACAACGGCCGCUGGAUCGAUCCCCUGGACGAUCCCGUCUUAGCGGGCCUGACCUUGCAGGCCUUCGAGUCCUUGCCUUCCGGGGGCCUUGACACAGUGCCUGUGGGAGAUCUCGUGCUCGGGUUUUCGGACCCAGCAAGUGCCGGGACUAUCCCACACACGUGGUUUCUGAACAGCCAGAUGCCCUACUUGGUGGACGUCUGGCGCUCCGUCGACGGCAUCGCCUGGACGCAGCAGUCGGACCAGCGCUUUGCCGGUCUCCCCGAAUGCCAAGAUGCCUUUGCCGUCGUCGUGCAGCCCGUGGACUCGCUCGCCGCCAGGAUGCAGCUCAUCGCGCUGAGCGGGGCCACCGGUGAGCAGCUCUACGCCAC